Messenger RNA from Punctularia strigosozonata HHB-11173 SS5, 2545 nucleotides. RefSeq lists its product as uncharacterized. The coding region runs from base 502 to 2229 and encodes 575 amino acids. The record is from RefSeq and is a predicted model, not a curated record. The transcript is spliced from 4 exons. Lineage: Eukaryota; Fungi; Basidiomycota; Agaricomycetes; Corticiales; Punctulariaceae.
CUUGGAUUGAGUUGUGUGGAGUCAAAGGGUUCACUAAGAGUCGCAGGAAAGUACACGGUAUGACGGUCGCUAAGAGUUUGCUCAGCAGUGUCGACGUUACUGGCAAGUCUCUAGCCAGGACCAGCUCCCCGCCGACGGGCAUGAGUAGAAUUUCAAUGGGCACGUGCUAGGUACGCGCCGCCGGCGCCGCGGGCUCGCGCGAGUUUGUGGAGAGCGUUCGCCAUGAAGUCAGUAACUCGUCCUUACAGCUCCGCCCGUUCCGUUCAAGGUUACUUCGCUGGAGACUGGAGUGGGAACGAAUUUCGGAACCUUUUCGCUCGAGAUACAAUGUCAGGACGCGGCCCCCACAACAUCCUCCUUGGUUUCCUACGGCCAACUUGCUCCAACGACCGACGACUUGAGCUAUACAUGCGACUGCCCAGCCAUUGAUCUGCGGCUAUUCUACUCUCCUUUAUACACAUAAAGAUAUACAUUAGUAUAGUGACCAGACUGGGCUCGGAAAUGGCACCGGCAACACCCACCAUCACACCGGCGCCGUCAUUGGCGACGGAUUUACUCGUAGACAGGUCGUUCACCAUACCGAGCGUGAUAUCGCUCCCGUUCUCGCUUGGCUCUGUCGUAUUUCCGUCGUCCAUCGUCGUCGACAUCUCGACGGUGCUCACGUUCCCGACCGUCAUCGGCGGCGUCACCAUCCCUGCCGGGUCGACUAUCGUCAUCGGCGGCUCUGCCACUUCGGCACCUGCGUCGGCAACGCCGACAUCUUCGGGCAUCGUCACCGGAUCGUCGAGCAUACCCUCCACCACACCCCCGCCCUCUUCUUCGCCAGCGAUAGUCUCGCCAACCUCCGUCAUACAACCCGCCACCUCCCACCCCUCCCGCUCUGGCGCAGCGAGCAGCACCACCAAGAUCCUCGCGGGCGUCUUCUCCACCUUCGCCCUCCUCCUCCUCAUCUGCCUCUGCGCCGGAAUAUGGCUCCUCGCCCGGCGAAGACGGCGACGCAGGCUUGCCCAGGACGAAGACGCGGCGGCGAAGGUUCCCUCCCACCGGCACAGCUGGCACCUCGUGGGCGGUGAAGACGAGAAGAUGGGCGGCGAUAGCACAGACGACGUCGCCAUGGCCGGUGCAGGACAGAGAGACCGAUCCUCGCGCACAGAGAAAGGGAGACGGGCGUCGGCUGCGUCGGCUGCUUACGACCCCACGCCCGCGUUCUUGCCCCUCAUGCAUCCCCAAGGGACGUACAUACCCUCGGAUCCGCGCUAUGUCCCGCAGCCGCCGAGCCCUAUGGAGGUCUACUACGCGACGCCGGUCAAGACGACGUUCGAUAGCGCCGCCGCAGAUACCGUACGCGGGACGAGACGCGACCCGUUCGGCGACGACGUGGAUAUCAUGGAAGUACGGAGGGGCGAGGAAGACGCGCCCGCGUUGGGCGCGGGGUUCGCGGGCGGCGUGGGCAGCGCGACGAGCAGCUCGUCCGACACGCUCUCGUCCGCGUCCGAGUACCGGCAUCGGCCGGGAUACGGUCCGGACCACGAUCCCGAAUACGCGUUCGCCGGAACCCCGCCCUCGCCGCCGUCGGAGGAGGCGCGGACCUCCGCCGGGUCGCAUUCGCAGUCGAGGACCGGCUCGCUCGUGCACCUCCGCGGCGGCGCGGCACCGUCGUCGUCCACGCCCGGCUACUACCACUACGCGCCGUUCCGCAUGGGCCCCGCUAGCUCCAGCUCUUCCGGUGCGGGUGCGGGUGCGGGCGCGAGGGCGGGUCGACCCCGAAGGCUGCCGGAUCCCCCCGCGGGCGCGAUGGUCUACCCCUACCCCCCAGGACGCGGGAUGCACUCCCCCCUUUCGCUCGGCGGCGAGUCGUCGCCGCCGGUCACCCCCAGUUCCGGGUCGUUCUCCACCUCGUAUGGGCAGCACCACCCUGCGUCGUCGUAUCGGCAGCACCCGCGGUUCCCGUCUUCGUCCCAGGGACACGACCUUCUGGAGACGCCGAGCCCCGUCGCGGAAGAACCCGGAGGAGAGCGCUCGCCGAGACGCGCACGCUCGAACUCGGGGUACGCGAGCUGGUUCAACAGGAGGCGGGCGUCGGGCGCGGAGCAGCUGCUCCCGCCUCCGGCGGUCCUUCCGGAGUGGUUUGGCCCGGGGACCGACGCGAGCGUGCCGGUGCGGGAUGCGAGCGACUAUUUCAGCGCGCGGGAGUUGAGGGUCGCCAAUCGAUCGGACGAGGAACGAUGAAACGGGCGUCCGUCAUCCUUCUUCCUUCACCCAUGUGCUCCCGUUCCCCACUAUACACGGGAGGACGUCGUGCGCUUCGUGGAUCGACUACUCCAGUGACGGUGCUUUACCCUCGUACUGGGCAUAUCUUAUCGCCUCUUAUUGUCAUCCUCGCCCUCCUGUCGUUGUCGCGCACUUCAUCCGCCGGCCGUCGUUCGUUGUUUUCUCGUCAGCACUGUAUCCAUAGCAAGCGCUUCUGGUCAAUGGUAGGUCCCAUUUAUUCCUUGAUCUUCCCCGUCACUGUUUUUUGUCUUCUCCGCCUGUCUUUCCUGUCCCC